AUGAAUAGCGCGGGCGGUAAAAGCAAGCGACUAAAGGCGACUAGACAGUGGAGAAGCGGGUCGUUCCGCCUGUGCAUGCCCGGUGGUUGUGGGAGACAAGUCGCUGAAUCCUUCUUUUAUCCAUGGGAGACGUUGUCACAGCAUGAGAUGAUGCGACUGAAGGAGUACAUAUUGGAUUUCGAUGUUGCCACUGGGCGAAACCACAAGCAAGCGAUCGACGGGCAGUUGCAAGUGGAGUUUUACCAUACAGUACCUGGCCGUAGGAACAGGAACGACAAUAUUCCUCCGUACGCUAAUGCCCAUCCCAAUCUUGAGGCCAUCCACCUUUUCCACAUGCCAGCCAUGAUGGCGCGGUGUACCUGGCGAUCGGGCGCUGAGCGUGCCGGGCCUCCACCGCGUGGUGGGCACCUGAAACUGCAGGCGCCCUUCCAGCUUGCACCCUUUACCAGUCCGUUACUGAUGAGCAGCAGAGACAAGAGAGAUCUGGGAUUGAUUUCGUCACCAGUGGAGGCUAUGCCCUUUUCGAAUUGCCCUGGUCUUACCAUCGGGAGAAGAAUCCAAGUUGGAGCACCACAAACUUGGUACAAAGUAGAAGAAGAGCCGGACGUCGAAAAAGGGGAGAGCUACUCAUUAAAAUCGCAAUUCCAUUGGAUCGUGCUGGAUUUUUCCUCCACUGCCACCCCUUACCAGCAGAGCCAAUCAGAAACCAAAGACUGGGUCGCCAUCGCCUUUACCAAACGAGACGACUCCACUGCCCCUAUUGAAGUGGUCCAGUUAUCGUCACUCUUAGGUUGGAACCGGGUCAGCUUAUCGUUCCAGAAAAAAGCGGGAAUGACUAGCAGCAGCAGGUACCGGCACCCGGUAGUGAUGGAGUCGGCGUAUCAGCCUGCUGCGUUCUCUUUAGUUAAUCCCCUCUUCCUCAGGCUAGUUCGUCGUAGUCUCUCUCCCUCACACUCUCACACGCUCUCUUACUCGUCUUUUUUGGCACGCUCUCGGGACUGCCUCAGGAUCUCGUCUUGGCCCCUCUUUUUCCGUUGCCCGACUCACUCACGCUGA
Messenger RNA from Aspergillus niger, 1056 nucleotides. RefSeq lists its product as hypothetical. The transcript has 8 exons. The coding region runs from base 1 to 1056 and encodes 351 amino acids. NCBI's taxonomy places the organism in Eukaryota, Fungi, Ascomycota, Eurotiomycetes, Eurotiales, Aspergillaceae. The record is from RefSeq and is a predicted model, not a curated record.